Protopterus annectens (West African lungfish) is the source of this 5411-nucleotide messenger RNA. RefSeq names its product jumonji and AT-rich interaction domain containing 2 (gene JARID2). Bases 1 to 3573 code for a protein of 1190 amino acids. The transcript has 17 exons. The record is from RefSeq and is a predicted model, not a curated record. Gene Ontology annotation, biological process: chromatin remodeling. Gene Ontology annotation, molecular function: DNA binding; histone demethylase activity. Gene Ontology annotation, cellular component: nucleus. NCBI's taxonomy places the organism in Eukaryota, Metazoa, Chordata, Ceratodontiformes, Protopteridae.
AUGGCGUCUGUUGGUGCCCUUAAAAAUGCCCAGUCUAAUGUAUUGCGAACAUCUGGGCGUCUGGCAGAAAAUUAUGCUGAAGAUGGGUCUCAGUCACUUUCACCCACAGAUGAGGCAAGUUCAACGGACUCUGAAGAUGGACCUGUCAGAAAAAGGCCUCGACUUCAAGCACAAAGAAAAUUCGCCCAAUCCCAGCCCAGUUCUCCCAGCACAACUCCAGUGAAGACUGCUGAGCCAAUGUUACCACCUCCAAAAACACAGAUAUCUGACCUCACGAAGCGGAAACCCAAGACCGAAGAUUUCCUCACAUUUCUAUGCCUUAGAGGUUCCCCAGCCCUGCCUAGCAAUAUGAUGUAUUUUGGAAGUUCUCAGGACGAAGAGGAAGAGGAGGCAGAGGAUGAAGAAGAAGAAAAUGAAGAUCCCAAAAAGGUCAUUGGCAGUGCUUCAAAUUCAUGUAAUUCAACCCCCAGGAAAGGAAAACCACAAGGCAAGCAUGUUCUCAAUGGGAGCGUUUAUAGUGGGUCCAACAAACUGUCAAAAGAGAGAGAGACAGCUCAAAAACACAAAAGCAAAGAAGUGACACCAGGGAAGGAGAGACUCAGUGAGCAGAAGACCGACGGUCGUCGGGAUCAGGCUGGCACAACUGCUGCUGCUAACAAUGCCACUUCACAUACAGCCCCUUCAGCAAGAACACCUGUUGCUCCCAGUCAUACUGUAAGCAAAUCUGCUCAGGACCUCCGAAAACAGGUUACAAAAUUAAACGGAGUAACUCGGAUGUCAUCCCCUGGUGCACACUUAAGCAGUGCCAAAAAGAUAAGAGAGGUCAGACCUUCACCGUCCAAACCUGUGAAGUACACAGCCACAGUGACUAAGGGAACAGUCACAUACACCAAAGCCAAGAGAGAACUGGUCAAGGAAACCAAACCGAAUCAUGGUAGAUCCGGUGCAGCUGUUAACCACAUAAUCUCAGGGAAACCAGAAAGUAGCAAUGCAAAAACACGGAAACAGGUGCUAUCUAGUGGAGUAUCCAGGUCAAACUGUGCUCUCACCAACUGUGUCAGGACAGGUGACAAGCUGAAUGGAAGGGUAUGCACUAAAGUGGAGGUGAGACAGGUAAGGGAAGGACUGCGCAAAUCAAAAAGGAGGUUGGAGGAGGCCAGUCAAAAUGAAAACACACAGUUGCCCCCCAAGAAAAUAAAAGUAGUUGUAAACUCUCCUGAAACAAGAAGCAAAAGAGCCAGUGCAGCAGAUAAGCCUCCACCCGAUGAACAAGUUAAACAGGAAAUACCUGAGAAAUGCUCUGAGCGUCAGAGGCUGAGGAGGGUUUCUUUAGGAAAGACUGCACUAGGCAAAGAAGCACACAACAGAACAGUUAAUGCCACCAGUGACAAUUGUUCUACCUCAGCUAUGGAGUCUUCGCACAAACCACAUGACUGUGCAGUAAAGCAUGAAAGGAUUUGCAAGUCAGGCUGGUCAUUAGUAGGAGAAGUUCCAGUACUCCGGCCCACAGUAAAAGAGUUUCACGAUCCACUUUUGUAUGUGGAAUUAGUCCAACCUCAGGUGGAGAAAUAUGGGAUGUGCCGAGUGGUACCUCCCCAAGACUGGAGGCCGGAGUGCAAAUUGAAUGAUGAAAUGCGGUUCAUGACUCAAAUUCAGCACAUACACAAAUUGGGCAGGCGUUGGGGUCCCAAUGUGCAACGACUGGCUUGCAUUAAGAAGCACCUCAAAUCUCAGGGUAUUACCUUGGAAGAGUUGCCACUCAUAGGGGGUUGUGAGCUGGAUUUGGCCUAUUUUUUCCAACUCAUCAAUGAAAUGGGUGGCAUGCAGCAGGUGACUGACCUCAAGAAAUGGAACAAAUUGGCUGACAUGCUACGGAUUCCCAAGACUGCACAGGACAGGCUGGCCAAGUUACAGGAAGCUUACUGCCAGUAUUUGCUCUCUUAUGACUCCCUCUCCUCAGAGGAACAACUGAAACUGGAGAAGGAGGUUCUCUUAGAGAAGGAUACUUUAGAAAAGAGGAAGGGCCCACUGGAGGGACAUUCUGAGAAUGCCCAUAAAUAUCAGUGUUUGCCCCGCUAUGAACCCAAAAAUGGACUUAUUAAUGGAGUGGUGCACAAGAAUGGCUUCCGUAACAAACUUAAAGAAAUAGAGACUCAGCUUAAAACAGGAAGGCGGCGGCUGUUUCCUCAGGAAAAAGACGAGCCAGAAGAGGAGAAUGGCACACUUUCAGACUUGCACAGAUGUGUCCAUAAGCCUUAUAGAAAGCUGGUGGCCCCUGCUUGUGAUCUUAAUUUUGGGUUAGAGAAGCUAAAACUUGCUCCCUUUGAACCAGCUAAUCUGACUGACUUGAUGUUUUUAACAUGGAAAACCAGUUUACUGGAAUCUGAGCUGCAAGCUCUUAUGGUAGCCUUUCCUCUUCCUUUUAAUACUGUUCUCGGCAUCAUUGUGUCAGGGAGCACAUAUUCACAUCCUUUAUCCUGUCCUCAUAUGACUUGUGAUGCAGUUCCUCUGCCAUCUUUGUUGCCCUCCUCUGAAACUUCUCCAACCUGUUUCUCUCCUUUUGUAGGAGUGACUAUUCCUUGGUUAAAUAUUGGCAUGGUUUUUUCUACCUCAUGUUGGUCUAGAGACCAGAAUCACCUUCCAUACAUUGACUACUUACACACUGGUGCUGAUUGCAUUUGGUAUUGUAUUCCUGCUGAGGAAGAAAACAAACUUGAUAAAGUGGUGCAUACCCUGCUGCAAGCCAAUGGCACUCCAGGGCUGGAAAUGCUUGAAAGUAAUAUAAUGAUCUCUCCAGAGGUGCUAUGUAAGGAAGGGAUCAAGGUAUAUCGUACUGUGCAGAAGAGUGGGCAGUUUGUUGUCUGUCUUCCGGGAGCCUUCGUGUCUAAAGUAUGCUGUGGCUACAGUGUUUCUGAAACUGUGCACUUUGCUACCACCCAUUGGACAAGUAUGGGCUAUGAAGCUGCUAAGGAAAUGAAGCGUCGACGAAUAGCCAAGCCUUUUUCAAUGGAAAAAUUGCUUUAUCAAAUAGGGACAGCAGAGACAAAACGGGAGAAUGGACAGACCUUGGGGGCAAUCUGUUCACUACUUCAAGAACUCAGGAAUACAGAGCUGAGGCAGCGAAAACAGUUGUUUGAUGCGGGUCUCCACUCCUCGGCACGGUAUGGUAGCCAUGAUAACAACCAGACUGUUGCAGAUGGAAAGAAAAAGCCUCGAAAAUGGCUGCCAAUAGAAACAUCUGAAAGAAGAUGCCAGAUUUGCCAGCACCUUUGUUACCUUUCUAUGGUUGUACAGGAGAAUGAAAAUGUGGUGUUUUGCCUGGAAUGUGCUUUCCACUAUGUGGAAAAACAGAAGUCCUGUCGAGGACUAAAAUUGAUGUAUCGCUAUGAUGAGGAACAAAUAAACAGUUUAGUGAAUCAGAUCUGUGGGAAAAUGUUGGGUAAAAGUGGCAAUGAUGACAGUAUCAGCAAGUCUAUGCCAAAACGAAGACCCCGAAAGCGAGCAACAAUUGAUGUGACGACAUCCAGGCUUUCAUCCUCCAACUCCUCAAGAAGUGCUUCAACUUUGUCAUGAAGAUGCCAUCACUUAAUUGUUCCAAUUUUUUAAUUAUAUCAUAGUUUGGAAUACUUGCUCUAGAAUGCAAGCUGUCUUUGCACUAGCUCUGAAGAAGAAUAUUCUUCUUUUUUUUAUAGAGAAGUAAUGUUUUAGCAUUAAACUGUUGAACUUUUUUUAGGAUAGGUACUGCAUUCACAGUGUGAUGCAGUAUGUUCACUGUUUUAAAAAAAAGCCAGAGGGCAAGACAUAAUAAUGUAGCCCUGAUGGCUUAAAGAAGCCUUGUUUUGUAACUGUGAAAAGGUGGUCUGUUUUAUAACCCCCUUUUUUGAAUUAGGUUGAAGUUUUGAGUGUUGCUUGUGUUUUGUUUUUUUUUUUUGUUUUGUUUUUUUUUUCCAGUCAUGCGAGCAGCUUUUUUGGGGGGGAGAGAACAGGAAGUGAAACUUGAAAGAAACUGCUUAAAUUGGCUGUGUAUUUUUAUUCUGUCAUGUGCAGGAUAUGGAGUUCAUGUUUUGGUGGAGCUGAGAGUUUAAAAAAAUGUACAGUAAAUUGGAGGUUAUGGCAGCUGAAGGUGGCUUGGUUUGCUUAGCAUAGGUAGGAUGUUUAAACUUAAUAUGUUCUCCUUACCAGCACAUCACUAUGCAUCUGUUAAAAAGUAAGUUAAAAAGAAAAUUAAAAAUAAGAGAAGACUGCCUGCUUUGGAGGAGGAGUCAUGUAAUGAAAACUGUGCCUGAUUUCAUUAUGAAAUCCAUUAUAUUUUAUUUGGUGCUGUUGGCUAUUUUAUUGGGGGGGGUCCUACAAUAUCAUCCUUUAACAACAGUGAAGCAUUAUGUGCUUCAUCCAUUUAGAUGUGCAAUCUUUUCUAACAUUCCAUUCUCAUUCCACUGUUUGUUUGUUUAUUUUGGCUUUUGUAUGUAUUACACCUUUACUUACACGAUCAGCAUUAAUUGUUUGGGUUGAAAUUUGGUCCAUUUUGAGAUCACCUGUAGAGCCACUAGAAAAUCAACAUUCUUUUUGUUUGAAUGUGAAGAUACAUUUCCUGUCACUGUUUCUUUCUUUUUUUGUGUGUGUAUAAGUGUAAUUAAAUAAAAUACCCCGCAACUUUUGUAUAUAUGCCUGUAAAUUGUUUUAAAUACUUGAGCAUUUUUGGAAGGGAAAGGGAGGGGGUAAGAGAGCAAGAGAAAGAAAGAUGAAGAAAAGCCUUAUAUUACAGUUUCUUCAUCAUUUUUGGAUUGGAUGCUUACAGGGUUUUCUCUUGUAACAUUAAAUAAGUGCUGCUUACAUCACUGAACAAAAAUGGAGUAGCUUUUGCCCCUUUCAGAGUAUGGAGAUUGUAACAAAAGGGAUGUCUUUGCAACUGUUUUGGUUUUCAAUAAUUCAAAAAAAAGAAAAAAAAUAGUAGCUACCCAUAUUGCACUGAGCUUACCAGUGGUGACUGUCAGGAAAGCCCUAUAAAUCCAGUUUGUUGGUUGUUGUCAUUGCAAAAGACUGAACUGUUGGAAUAUUUAACAAUAACAUAAACAGAGUUGUGUUUUCAAAUGUGGUUGUCCAGUUUUUAUGGCCUUGCUAUGUAUUUUUUUCAACAGUAAACCUUUUUGACUAUUGCUUACAGUUCUACAUUUAAUUUAUUAGCACUGCUCUGCACCCUUUCCUUGCAAGGAAAGACCAUGUUGUUUAUUGCCAGUUUUUUUUUUUGUUUAAUUUUCAGGUUUGUACUUAAGGUUUAAUAAAAACUUUUGGACAGUUUAAUUUUUGUUUUGUCUCCUUUUGUGUAAACCUGCUAUUUUGAUGGUUGCUGCGUUUUGCAAGUAACGGAUUGUCUGAACACAGAAAAAGCAAAUAAAAUCAGACAUGAGUAA